Messenger RNA from Paramuricea clavata, 7527 nucleotides. NCBI's taxonomy places the organism in Eukaryota, Metazoa, Cnidaria, Anthozoa, Malacalcyonacea, Plexauridae. The record is from the annotation of a GenBank genome assembly.
AUGGAGAAAAACCGCGAAAAGAAUCAUGAACUACAAGCCUAUCUUAACUCCACUGACUCAUAUUUAGAAAGCGACCAGAUUCAACUGCCAAUUGAGGAUCAGGAGGAUAGAAAAAAAGUAGCCGAGGCUAUCUUCGGAUUAGGAGAUGUUUAUGGAAUUAAUAAUCAGUUUGACAAGGCAACUGAGUACUAUGAGCAAGCCAUGAAAAUUGCAAAGGAACAGAAAGAUAAAAAACAGGAGGCAAUGGCCUACAUUAAUUUAGGUGAUGCUUAUAGAGUGAACAAUCAGAUUCGGACGGCAAUUGAAUACUUUGAGAAAGCCUUAACAAUUGCAAAGGAACAAAAUGAUAAAGAUUUGGAAACAACAGUAUCCUUUUUGACGGGAGGUGCCCACCUGUUGGACAAUCAGUUUCAAACAGCAAUUGAAUACUUUGAGAAAGCAUUGCUAAUUGCAAAAGAACAAGGACAUAAGCAACAUGAAAGCAAGGCAUACCUCGUAUUUGGAGUUGCUUGCAUGUUUAACAAUCAGUCUCAAACAGCAAUUGGAUACUAUGAGAAAGCCUUGCAACUUGCAAAAGAACAAGGACAUAAGCAGCAAGAAACCAAGGCAUGCCUUGUCUUAGGAGAUGCAUAUAGAUUAGACAAUCAGUUUCAAAUGGCAAUUGAAUACUUUGAGAAAGCCUUGGAAAUCGCAAAAAUUGGAGAGGAUGAACAACAGAAAUCAGAGGCAUUACUUGCGUUAGGACGUACUUAUAGAUUAAACAAUCAGUUUCAAGCAGCAAUUGAAUGUAUUGAGGAAGGCUUAGAAAUUGCAAAAGAAACAGGAGACAAAAUGCAACAAAAAGAAGCGUAUCUUGGAAUAGGACGUAGUUAUAAAAUGAGCAAUCAGUUUGAAAUGGCAAUUCAAUACUUUGAGAAAGCUUUGGAACUUGCAAAAGAACUACGUUAUAAAUGGCAAGAAACAGAAGUAUACCUUGAGUUAGGACGUGCUUAUAGUUCUAUGAAAGACCAUUUUAAAACAAUUGAAUAUUAUGGAAGAGUCUUGGAAAAUGCAAAGGAACAAGAAAAUAAACAACAGGAAGCAGAAGCAUUACUUGCCUUAGGACUUACUUACAGAUUAAACAAUCAGUUUCAAGCGGCAAUUGAAUGUUUGGACAAAGCCUUGGAAAUUGCAAGCGAAAGAGGGGAUAAAAUGCAACAAACAAUGGCGUAUCUUGCGAUAGGACGGGCAUAUAUACUGAACAGUCAGUUUCGACCGGCAAUUAAGUCCUACGAGAAAGCAUUGGAAUUGGCAAAGAAAGAAAAAAAUAAACAGAUUGAAGACUGUGUAUACUAUGAGUUAGGAUGUGCUUAUAGCACCAAUAAUCAGCUUCAAAUGGCAAUUGAACACUUUGAAGAAGCCUUGGCAAUUAUUAAAGAACAAGACGACCAACAAAAUGAAUCAAAUCUGUACUUUUUGUUAGGAGUAACUUAUAGAUCGAAUAGUCAGAUUCAAAAGGCAAUUGAAUCCUAUGUUAAUGCUUUAGAAAUUGCAAAGAAACAAGGAAAUAAGCAGAUAGAAACAGAUGCAUGCAUCCAAUUGGGAGAUACUUGUUUAAUGAUCAACCAGGUUCAAAAGGCAAUUGGAUACUUGGAGAAAGCAUUAGAAAUUGCAAAGGAACGAAAAGUUGAACAGGAAGAUGCAGGUGUAUACAUGGUGUUAGGAAAAGCUUAUAGAUUGAACAAUCAGAUUCAAACAGCAACUGAAUGUUUCGAGAACGCCUUGGGAAUUGCAAAACAACUAGAAGAUAAACAUCAGGAAGCACAGGCAUACAUCGGAUUAGCAGAUUCUUAUCAAUUAAACAAACAGUUUGAGACAGCAAUUGUAUUCUUCGAGAAAGCCUUGGAAAUCGCAAAGGAACAAGGAAAUAAGGAGAUGGAAACAGAUGCAUGCACCCAGUUGGGAAAUACUUGUUUAAUGAACAAUCAGAUUCAAAGGGCAAUUGGAUACUUGGAGAAAGCAUUAGAAAUUGCAAAGGAACGAGGAGUUGAACAGAAAGAUGCAGGAGUAUACAUGGUGUUAGGAGAAGUUUACAGAUUGAACAAUCAGAUUCAAACAGCAAUUGAAUGCUUCGAGAAAGCCUUAGGAAUUGCAAAACAACGAGAAGAUAAACAUCGGGAAGCACAGGCAUACAUUGGAUUAGGAGAUUCUUAUUAUUUAAACAAGCAGUUUCAAACAGCAGUUGUAUUCUUCGAGAAAGCCUUGGAAAUCGCAAAGGAACGAGGAAAUAAAGAGCAAGAAACAAAGAUAUCGCUUGGGUUAGGAUUUGCUUACAUAUCUAACAAUCAGCUUCAAAUGGCAAUUGAAUACUUCGAGAAAGCCUUGGAAAUUGCAAAAAAACGAGAAAAUAAACGGCAAGAAACAGAUAUAUACUUUUUGUUAGGAGAUUCUCAUCGUUCAAACGAACAGUUUGAAACAGCAAUUGAAUAUUUCGAGAAAGCCUUGGAAAUUGCAAGACAACGAGAAGAUAAACAUCAAGAAGCACAGGCAUACAUUCGGUUAGGAGAUUCUUAUCGUGUAAACGAACAGUUUGAAACAGCAAUUGAAUACUUCGAGAAAGCCUUGGGAAUCGCAAAGGAACGGAGAAAUGAAGACCAAGAAACGAAGGUAUCACUUGGGUUAGGACUUGCUUAUAUAUCUAACAAUCAGUUUCAAAUGGCAAUUGAAUACUUCGAGAAAGCUUUGGAAAUUGCAAAGAAACAAGAAGAUAAACGGCAAGAAACAGAUAUAUACAUUUUGCUAGGAGAUUCUUAUCGUUCAAACAAACAGUUUGAAACAGCAAUUGAAUACUUUGAGAAAGCCUUAGAAAUUGCAAAGAAACAAGAAGAUAAAAGGCAAAAAACAGAUAUAUGCGUUUUGUUAGGAGAUUCUUAUCGUUUAAACGAACAGUUUGAAACAGCAAUUGAAUACUUCCAGAAAGCCUUAGAAAUUGCAAAACAACAAGAAGAUAAACAGCAAGAAGCACAGGCAUACAUUCGAUUAGGAGAUUCUUAUCGUUUAAAUGAACAGUUUGAAGCAGCAAUUGAAUACUUCGAGAAAGCCUUGGAAAUCGCGAAGGAACGAGGAAAUGAAGACCAAGAAACAAAGGUAUCACUUGGGUUAGGAGUUGCUUAUUUGUCUACCAAACAAAUUCAAAUGGCAAUUGAAUACUUUAGGAAAGCAUUGGAAAUUGCAAAACGGCGAGAACAUAAACGUGAGGAAACAUCGGCAUACUUUGGAUUAGCAGAUGCUUAUAAAUUAAACGAUCAGAUUGAAAAAGAAAUUGAAUGUUUUCAGAAAGCCAUGAAAAUUGCAAAUGAAGAAGGCGAUAAACAGCAAGAAACAACCGCAUACCUUGCGUUAGGAGAUAUUUAUGGAAUUCAAAACCAGCUUAACCCCAAAACGGCAAUUGAAUGCUUUGAGAAAGCCUUGGAAAUUGCAAAAGAACAACGAGAUAAAAAACAGGAAACAGAUGCAUUACUUGGUUUGGGACGUACUCACGAAUUGAACAAUCAAAUUCAUGCGUCAUUUGAGUACUAUAAUAAAGCCAAAGAAAUUGCACAAGAACGAGGAGACAAACAACAGGAAAUGCGGGCGCUACAUGGACUAGGAAAUACUUAUAAAAAGAACGUAGAGGGUCAAACGCAAACUGAAUAUUUAGAGAACGCAAAUGCUAAAGAGCGUGAAGACAAACGUCAAGACGAAAAUAUUGCAAGAAAUGCAACUGAAAAAUUAUCAAGCAAUGCAGGUAAGCAAAUAACCUUCACGUUUGAAGUAUCUUUCGGUUACCCAAAUACUUAUCGACUUUGGUGUAUUAGGAAUCAUGAUUUAGGAUUCUGUAUAAAAUAUAAUUGUUUAGACAAAGACCGCUGUCACAUAUACUCUUAACUGCCAACUAACUCCAUUCACUCGAAUGGCGUAAAUAUCGUGAGCAAAGUUUGAAUAAAUACACUUCCACAACUUGAAUAAGUACACUUCCACAACUUGAUUUAUGUUUUUUUUGUUUGAAUUUUUUUCCACUGAAUAACUAAAUUUUGAUGCAGCAAUGGACCACUUGGUCCAUUGCUGAAUCAAAAUAUAGUUAUUCAGUGGAAAAAAAUUCAAACAAAAAAAAUAUAUAAAUCAAAAGAAACAAACAUUCAUUCAAACACAUUGGUCUUUAAUAAAUUCGAACUAAAUACCCUUAUUAACUUAACCAAUAUACUGACUGUAUUGUAUUUUACUAAAACAUUAUAUAAUCAUAUAUAUACAAGAGUUUUUCAUGAUGUGGCUUGGCAUAUCAGUAUACUUGAUUUCAAAAAGCUAACGCCUCGACCAUAAACUUACGGUUUUUUUGUCCUUUCCUAACUUCCAUGCAUGUGCUCAAAGGACAAUCGAGCAUGCUAAACCAUGGAAAAAUUAUUGAAUCUAUGUUUUUCCCAAAUUUGCCACAAUUCGUAUGGCGUAUUAAGAUAUAAAAAUCCUUACAACAAAUUUUGCUCGAAUAUAACGUGUAUAACAACAUAUAACUUAAUAUGUAAAAGCAUAUAGACAUUUCGCAUGAGAUUUAUAUUCUUGUGACCCAUUCGUGUGUUUUUAAUCUUUCAAUUUAUAGAUGCAGUCAACGAUAAUUAUAACAAAGCUAUUCCAGCAUCAGACACAUCCGAUAGCGUUGAACUUCAGGACACCGGCGAUAAUGUUAACCGAAUGGAGCAUUCCAAAUCAAAUGGGGGUAAAAAUGAAGAUGUUAUGAAAAGCAACAAACAACCACCUCCAGUUGUGAAUGAAACAGAUCUUAAAGAGAGCAAAGCAAAAGCUUAUCAACAAAUGGGAAACGUAUCUACUAGAAAUGGCAAGUAUAAGAAAGCAAUUGAGCAUUAUCAGAAAGCACGUAAAAUAUUUCCAGGCAUCAAAACAGAUGAGCUGGAAGUAAUAGCAUACCAAUGGCUAGGUUACAACCAUUUGCAAACUGGUCAGUACCAAGAAUCCAUAACAUAUUACAAAGAAACUUUGGAACUUGCCUCACAGCUUGGUGAUCUAAAGAGGAAAAUCAACGCUUACCUGGGAUUAGGAAGUGCAUAUAGUUAUACUGGCGAGUUUGAGUCCGCGCGAAAGUAUUUCUUAAAAGCACUUACAGUAGCUGAAGUCAAAGAGAUCAAUGACAAAGGUCUCCAAAAGGAAGCACAUACAAAUCUAGGAAAUAUAUACUACAAGAAUUGUGAGUAUGAUGCGGCUGCCAAGUCGUACCUCAAAGUUCAAGAAAUGUCCCACGAUCUUGGUGAGAAAAAAGAAGAAGCCUACGCCUAUUUCAUGCUCGGCGACACCUUUCGACAAUUAAAGAAACACGAGAAAGCCAUUGAAUCUUACAAGGCAGCGUUAAGCAUCAAUAAAGAAAUGCAAAGGAUUUGUUUUGAGAAACCUGUAGAGGGAAUUAUUAAUGAAUGGUGCGGAUAUUGCUGCGGUUUGAUUGCCGGCCAAGAUCAAGAAGCUAUAACAUGUUAUGAAAGGGCAAAAGAAAUUGCCAAACAAGUUGGAGAAAAAUAUCAAGAAUGUCGUAUAAAUCAAGCCAUUGGAGCUGUCUUCUGCAACACCGGUAAUUAUGAAAAGGCGAAGGAAUAUUACCAAAAAGCUUUGAUAAAUUCUAAGGAACUGGGAGAUAAACAUCGUGAAGCAACAUCAUAUUUAGAUCUGGCUUCAGUUUGUAGCAAAGAUUGUGAUUACGAGAUGGCAAUAAAGUGGUAUGAAAAGGCGUUGGAUAUUUUUGGAAUUGAUCUGAAUGAUAACCUUCUCAGAAAGAAAGCUCUGAUUGGCGUGGGAAUUGCCUGGUCCAAUCUUGGAAAUACUCAAAAAGGAGCUGAAUCAAUUCGCAUGGCUCGAGAAUUUGCUGAUGAAAAAGCCCACCAAGGUAGUUAUAUCUGAUAGACAAUAAAAUACAGAUAUUGUAUAUACAGUAUAUUAAGGUAAAUACGAUUGCCUGAUAUUUCUCGGCUAAUAUUGUAUAUAUUGAAGUUUUAAAAUUCUUUAUCUCAUUAUAUAGAUCAUCCCAACGUUGACCUUACGCACCAGAGCAAAAAUUCUGCAAAGAAAAUGUCGUCGUCACAAACACCAGGUAAGUUCAAUUGACAAUUCCCCUUAUUACAUUUUCGUAGCGCUUUGCAUUGUGGUUAUAGUGGUCUCACUGAUAUUCAAGAUGGCUUAUUUUUUGUGCUAAUCCAAGCAAGAGCUUUUAAAAAAAGUUAGGGUCAGGUGCGCGAUAGCAAACAGCAAAAUAUUCGCGAAAACAUUCAAUAUUUUCAUUCGAGGCCGCUAUCUUUAUUAGUGAUACCACUAUAACCACAAUGCAAAGCGCUACGAAAUCUUGAAUUGAAAACUUCUUACAAAAGUUAUGGCGCAAUUUUUUUGUUAGUCGAAAUUCAGAUAUGCUUCAAAGAUUUUCCUUCUUUUUUUUCUUAGUUCGCUUUUUAUGCUGUAGUUAUUUUCCAUACGAAACUAAUUACUUUCAAAUUUAAAACAAAAAAAAAACAUUUAAAAGUUGAGCUGCGUAUUUCCUGACAUUUUUCGUGCUAAUUUAUGAACUUGGGCUAAAACUGCCUUAGCAGAUAUUAUCAGGUGAUUUAGAAAACCUGCAAUAAUUUGCUGAACCAUAUUCACAAAUUGAUUGCAGAACGCCAAACGUUGGGCCGGGCCACCUUCCCUCAAUUUCUGCCUUUGAAUUAAACCGUACAGAUAAAAUUUUAGGCCCAAUAUAUAACGACGCGCUGAAAGGUGCGAUGUUUUAACAUUAACCCAUUACACAACGAAGUUCGUUGCCGUUUUACGGGAUUGUCGAACCAAUUCAAUAAUUUGUAACUUCGGAUAUUCUUGGAACAAAGCCCAAUCAUCACCUCUUGCAUGAGAAGGUACUUACUGGUUUGGGAGUUGCCUUGUUCAAUCUUGGAGACACAGAAAGUCAAUUUACCAAGCUCAGACGUUUGCUAAUUAGAAUACUGUCACAUUCCUUCUACGUUUCCUGCCUGAGCCCCCAAUUUUUACGUUCGCGGGCGAGAACGAACAAAAAUGUGUGUCUGCAUCGUUAACAUCUUUACGACCGUUGCCCUCCUUGAUCAUGCAGACACAGCGAGACGCGCUGGCCAAGGAAGCUUUCUCAUAUUUGAAACAUCCUUCUUUUAAAUCUGUGAACUUUGCGACGACAAUAAACCCGGCAAUAUCAAUUUAUUCUUCAUGAACAACAACAACAACAAAAACAACAACAUUUGUGAGAAAACAACGUUCACUUUUUACCAAAACUCGUUAUCCAAGACUCGAAUCGGGAAGAAUGUAGCUAAAUAAUACGAGAUCUUUUAAAGUUUUGAGAUUGAUAUUCAAACCGAGCGUGAUUUGGACUUAUUUUACAUGCAGUAGUUUUUCUUACAUAUUUAAAUUGUAAAUAUGUUUUAAUAUUAUUUCCAUAUGUAGAUUCUAAGAACGUUGAAACUACGGAUGAGGACGCAAAUUCUACAGAGCAGAAAGCAUCGUACUCACCAGUACCAG